This is a messenger RNA of Pyricularia pennisetigena, 816 nucleotides long. RefSeq lists its product as uncharacterized. Bases 55 to 816 code for a protein of 253 amino acids. NCBI's taxonomy places the organism in Eukaryota, Fungi, Ascomycota, Sordariomycetes, Magnaporthales, Pyriculariaceae. Gene Ontology annotation, cellular component: membrane. The transcript has 5 exons. The record is from RefSeq and is a predicted model, not a curated record.
ACACCCCCGCAGAAGCCUACUACUUGGUUUCUUUCAAGGCGGGCGUUCGACAACAUGACCGCCAUGAAGAACAAUUUCUGGGCCUUCAAGGACGCAGAUGGCAAAAACCGAGCUCAUGUUCCAGCUACGCCCAUGUGGAUCGCCAUCAUCCGGGCCGUGCAGCUGGGUCUCGCGCUUCUGAUCCUUAUUCUUACCGCCGUUGCUGCAAACAAGUUUAGAGUUGCGUGGUCCAGCCUUGCACUCACCUGGUUCACGUUUGCGUGGACUCUUUUGCAUAUCGGAUGGCUUUUCAUCAGCAUCUUGAUCGUUCCCCUGAUCUACAACAUCUGGGGCCAACUGGCCGUUGAAAUCCUGAGCGUCAUCUUCUGGCUGGCCAGCUGGGCCGCCCUGGCCGCGGACGCCGCCGCCAUCGGCGAUUACGAGAGUGUCUACGGCAGCAGGGGCCGCACCGCCGGUAUCACCAACGACUUCAGCACCGGUUCCGGCUGCAUCAAGGCCUCUGCGGCGCUGGGAGCCCUCGAGUGGAUUCUGUUUGUCGUCACGCUCGUGUUCUUUGUCAUGGCCCUCAUCCGCUUCCAAAAGGGCCACACCACCACUACCACCACCACCACGGCCCCCGCUGCCGACCCCGAGGCCGCCGCCGGCGCCGCGGAGCUCAAGACCGGCCCGGACCACCUCCACACCACCCAGCAGCAGGCCUAUCCCGACCACGGCGCGCAGGCCCAGCAGGGAUUCGUACAGCAGCCCGUGUCUGCCGACCACGUCCAGCCGCAGCCGCAGCAGGGGCACCAGGUCCAGCCGGCCGCGUAUUCCUAG